GGACGGGGUGACGUGAGGGAGGGGGAGGAGUAGCGGCAGGAGGGACGCUGUGGGUCUGAGGUGAAGAGAGAGAGAGAGAGAGCCGCGGGGCCGCGCCAGGCCAGGCCGGGCUGGGCUGGGCUGUGAGGCCGGGGAGAGCUCGGCUCAGGCUGCACUGACAGCAGCAGCACGUGUGUGGCAGAAUGUUUCGCCGCUCAAGACUCAGUGUACGGCCCAAUGUGAAACCUGGUGGAAGAGGUUUGGCAGGUUCUUCACAGGCACCCAAACAGGAUGACAAACCUCCUGCCUCAGAUCAGCAAGCAAGCCCAGAGGAAAAGGCAACCAAUGAAAAAGAUGUUUCUGAGAACUCGGGCACGGUGCCAGUUCCAUCACCUCCAUCACCACCACCUAAUUCAAGCGCAGAACAGGACCAGAGAGAUGGCCCAGAUGAACAGCAGGAGAAUGUGCCACUCAACAAGAAAGAGAAAAAUGAUAAGAAUACCGAGUCGAGUGCUGGCAUCAAAUCAUCUGCAGUGCCUUUGCAACGAAGAAAGCGGAUUGCUACCAUGCCAAAUUUGGCAAAACAGAGAUCUGCAACUCCGUCAGCAAAUCAGUCAACUACCGUGACCCCAAAGUCUCCGCCUCGGAAGCCAACUCCCCUGUCUUCUGUGAGCAACGCCGUGUCACUUCAGGAAACUCCACCUCUGUCGCAGACCACUACUCCUGAGAAACCACUUCCCAAAUCACCAGAGAAACGAAGAGCCUCUUCAGGACAACAGACCAAAUUGCCAGAAAAGAAAACUCCAAUUCCUCAAGUGCCGCAGUUCUCUCCAGUUAAAAAAAGUUCCAACAAAGAUUCAACCUCAGCAGCUAAUUCUCCUCGAGCUGAUUCUGUCCGGAAGGCAUUGGCAUCACCGCUUAAGGAGAGGGUUACACCAUCUCCUGGUGCCUCAUCUACAUCUCCCAAAGGUCCAAAACUUCCAUCGGAAGUUGAACGACUGAGAAAAGCUCGGAAACUGCGGGAAAUGCUGAAAGAGGAGUUGAGGAAAGAGAAGGGUCUAUUGCAGAAAUCUAAUCGGGAGAAGAUUUUACUUUGGGAAAGUGGCACUCCACCAGAACGCACUAAAAUGACGAUGAGAGACUUCAUAUACUACCUCCCUGAAACAAAUCCAAUGCAGUCUUCGUUGGAAGAAGAAAGAAGACAAUCGGAGAAGGUACCUGCACCAGUGCCUGUGUCAGUGCUGGCCCCAGUUUUAACUAAGGAACCAGAACUGGAAAAUACUAACGCCUCAGGUGAUGAUGAGGAUGACGAGGGUGAUGAUUCAAUCUUGGGUCCACGAGUUAAGGUAGCAGAAGAUGGGACUAUUAUCAUUGAUGAAGAAAGUUUAACUGUUGAAGUUUUGAGGAUGAAGGGACCUAAUAUCGCUGAAAACAAUGAUCCCAUCUUUGAGCGUGGCUCACAAACAACCUAUUCCAGCUUUAGGAGAAACACUCACACAAAACCGUGGUCCAAUAAAGAAACGGACAUGUUCUUUUUAGCGAUCAGUAUGGUAGGCACCGAUUUCUCUAUGAUUGGUCAGCUGUUUCCCAACAGGUCAAGAGUGGAGAUAAAGAACAAAUUCAAACGUGAAGAAAAGCUAAAUUCAUGGAGGAUAGAUAAAGCAUUCAAGGAGACCAAACCUCUUGAUUUGGAAUUCUUUGGAGAGCUGCUAACAAAGGUUCUGGAGGCAGAGACGAAGAGGAAGAGAGAAAGGAAUGGGAAAAACAAACACCAAGCCCCAAGAAAAUCAAGUGUCAAACAAAAAAAGAAAGGUAAGAAACUGCCCCUUGGAGAAACUGAAAGUGACCCAGAUGAUCCUGACCCAGUUGAAGGUUCUUCCGAUGAACUGGCUGAGACUGACCCCAGCGCUGUGGAAGAAAGAACUGAGGCAUCACACAGUGUGGAAGAGCAGGAAGAGAUGCAGGAAAAAGAAACCGCAUCAAAAGCUUCACUGACCAAAGGCAAACGAAAAAGAAAGAAAAAGGAUGUUGCAGAAAUAACUGAGACAGAAAGUGCAGAAGGACCAUCGCUAGAGGAUACUGCUUUUCAGAAAUCUAAACAGACAGGACGGCAGCAGAGCAAGAAAGGAAUCCAAAAUGCUUCCGAUUUGUCGUCUGGUGAAUCAAGUCUUGGUGGAAAAGUUGCCAAGGAUGGUGAUGACAUGCAUACAGUAGAUGGUGAAAUGUCAUGUGAUCCAGAGACAACUGAAAACAAGCAAACUUCCCCGACCAAGAGAAAGCAGAAAUCCAUUCCUGAAGAUAAAUCCGCAAGUGAUCAUGAAAGUGUAACAUCCUCAGAAUCAUCAUCAGCAAUUCCAGCAGAAAACUCAGAGAAAACACAACACUCGCUCCUUCAGAAACCAAAACCCAACUUGAAGUUGACUGGAAGGAAAGGAGGUGAUGGGAAAGGAUCUGAGAAACCUGCUUCUGAAACCACUGACUCUUGUGAUGAUCAGAACAGUGACAAGUUAAACGAUCAAUCUGUGCAGGUUCAUGAUCCUCCUUGUGAAGAAGUUAAUGAGAUUGUGGGUAAAGAAAUGCCAAAUAAGGAUAUUGUGAGUGUUAUGCAGAUGCCUGAAACGACUGAAGUUGCUAAACCCAUAACUCAGGAGACUCCAGCAAGUCAAGCCCACGAUUCUGGGACUGAAUCAAGUUCUGUGGAGAAACUGACUUCUCAUGAGGAAUGUAAGGAACCCAGAUCAAAAACAGGACCACCAGUGAGGAGCCGGUCCCAGAGACCCAAGCCAAAUUUAGGAAAAGCAGCUGGAAAGAAAGAUGUGCCAGCACAAAAAAGGAAGAUUGUAGCUGAGGAGGCCACAGAAUCCAGUCCUAAAACCCCUGAUAAUGAAGGAAAUAAACCGAUGACGCCUGACACUUGCCUUACUCCAGUGUCUGAAGGACCAUCACUUGCAUCUGUACUGGUUUCCUCUGAUCCUGUGGAGUCGGAGAAACAAAAUGCCGCUGAUUUGGAUUCUAUGGUAUUGAGAAAGGACAGCGUACAUCCUGACAAAGUACAGCAACCAGAAAGGCCACUUGAGAGUGACAACCAGGAGGAACAAGAGGAAUUAAACCUGGAAACUUUUCAGGAGAAGAUUAUAAACAAACCAACAAGGUCUGGAAGGCAGCCCAAAGCUCCAGCAUUUUAUAAUCCUCCAGUAGAACAGAAAUCAUCCACCGCUUCCACGUCAUCUGAAGGAGAGAAUGAGAGCAGAGGCCGAGGUAGACAGCCGCGAUCUCAGAAACCCAAAUCUAAAGCUAGCAAAGGCUCAGCUAAGAAGGACGCACAAACCAAGAAUGCUAGUAAAGGUCAAGGACAGGGUAAGAUGACACUUGUGACCUUGCGAGCGUCCCAGGACGAUGAUGAAGACGAUGAGCCUGAAGCGGAAGAAGAGGAUGACAUGUAUCCCUUCAGUCCUGAGGAAGUCAAUAAAGCACCAGCCUUUGUGCCUAUCAGUCUGCGGUCUCCAGAACCUUUUCAACCCCAAGUGGAGGAAUCCAUGGAAGAGCUUGAAAUAGCAGUUAAUGUCUCAGACAGGACCUAUGAUAGUGACCCUGAACAGCCACUCCCUGUGGUGCCUGAUAAACAUGACCCCAGUCAGUCAAGCACCCCAGUUCCAGAAGGAGAAUGCAACCCAUCAGCUGAUGAUCAGGUCAACCUUUUUGUUGAAGUUUUUGAAAUUGCCAGUGAAGAAAUGAAUAAAGAGAAGGACCCUUGCAGCGUGGAGCCCAGUGACACUUGCAUCGCGGAGCCCGGGGACCCUCGCAUCGCGGAGCCCGGGGACGCUCCCAUAGCGGAGCCCGGGGACGCUCGCAUCGCGGAGCCCGGGGACCCUCGCAUCGCGGAGCCCGGGGACCCUCGCAUCGCGGAGCCCGGGGACCCUCGCAUCGCGGAGCCCGGGGACCCUCGCAUCGCGGAGCCCGGGGACCCUCGCAUCGCGGAGCCCGGGGACCCUCGCAUCGCGGAGCCCGGGGACCCUCCCAUCGCGGAGCCCGGGGACGCUCCCAUCGCGGAGCCCGGGGACGCUCCCAUCGCGGAGCCCGGGGCCCCUCGCAUCGCGGAGCCCGGGGCCCCUCGCAUCGCGGAGCCCGGGGCCCCUCGCAUCGCGGAGCCCGGGGCCCCUCCCAUCGCGGAGCCCGGGGCCCCUCGCAUCGCGGAGCCCGGGGCCCCUCCCAUCGCGGAGCCCGGGGCCCCUCGCAUCGCGGAGCCCGGGGCCCCUCGCAUCGCGGAGCCCAGUGAGCCUGGCAGGAGAAAGCUCAAUGACUCUUGCAGCACAAAGCUUUGUAACCCCGGCAGUGCAGGGCUUGGUGAUGGAUUACACAAUACUGAGGAUACUCAUGGAACCUGCGCAAAUCAGAAAAUCGUGGAUCAGGCUUCUGUUCAUGGUGGUGACCCUUCUUUGCAAACUGCUGAAACGAUUGAAACAGAAAUUAAGUCUAGGAAAGCUGACGAGCAGAACGUUUCUACAGGACGAGAUGUGAAGGAUGCGCUGUUAUCUGAAAAAGAGAAACCAACUCAAUCAAAAGAGGACUCCAGCAGUAGGAGUUUUAGUGCCUCUUCAGCUAUUGAAGUGAAUGAUGACACACAGGGAAAUCGAGCCGUGGGCAAGUCCAGAAGAUCUAGGUUUCUAAAGCCAAGGCCCAACCUCAGUAAAAACGCAGCUCGAAGGCAUGUAAAAGAACAACCAUGUUCAGGUGCAGAGAUGGUAGAAACCCAGAGCUCCAAUGCACCAUCAGCACCUACUUCAGAGAGGACAAAACAUGCUGAUGAAAUGGAAAUGAAGAGCAGUGACUCCCUGCAGAUUCGCCUCUUGGGAGGGGAAGGUGAUGAGCAAGAUAAAACCAGGGAACAGUCUCGAGCUGAUCAACCAGCAGAUGAGACAUUGUUGAUAACUGAGAAAAUGUACAAAUACAUGGAGGAUAAAAAGCAAAUGAUCCAAAGCGAGCCUUUAAGUGAAAGGACAUCUCCCGGACACGAUCUGCUACUUCCAGUUGAUCAAAACCAAGAGACAGGAGAGAGAAUUUCCUCAGACUCAUGGUGUCAGCAACCCACAGUCGACCUCUGUCAAACCUCCGAUACAAGGUUGUCUUCAGAAGUUGCAGAGACAAGUGUAGAGGUUUCAAGCUUGGGUUACGAUCAGAAGAUUGACGUCAUGGAAGCUAAAGAUAUGGAACACCAAGGAAUGAACACUUUUGAGGGAGAUUCUGAGAAUCUUAUGGCGAUUGGGAGUUCAAAGGAGGAGACAUUUAUAUUAACCUUAGUUGAGAUCCCGACAUCCAGUUUAAAUGAGUACGAUCCAUCUUCCACCUCCUUUAUGCCAUUACCGGAAGCUCCCCUGGCAGUAGUUGAACCAGUUAUAUCCCUACCGAUGGAAAAUAUAGAAGAUGCAGAAGCAGUGAGUACUGAGCCCUUGGUAGAAGCUCCUGAUAUAGUCACUGUAGCUGAUAGAACACCACUGAUAAAAGCUUCACCACAGAGACGCUGCUUAAAUAAGCCAAAACCUAAUCUACAUCAAAUGGGGAGAAAAAGGAAUGCUCCUAGUGUGAAGAACUGUCGAGAUGCUCCUCCUGAUAAAAACAGUACAACAGUUGCACCAAAUACUGAGAGAUGUGAAGAAAUCGCUCCACAAGUUGAAGAAGCUUCUCAGUCCAGCUUAACUAUCAGCACUUCACCUGAGAAAUGUCCAGUGAUUUUCACAACAAAUAUGUCUGGUAAUUAUGAUGUUGCUCCAUCAGAACCCAAUGAGACUUGCAGUUCUGCUCUGUUGAAUAAUGUAGACCCUCUACCUGUUGAAAAUGUCACUGACCCUUGCUCGGAACUUGCUGAUGAACCAAAAAAACUUGCAUCGAGGAUAAGAAGAAGUAAACUUUCAGUAAAACCUAAUUUUUCAGCAAAAAGAACUGCAGCUACAUGUGAGCCCAAGCUACCAGCUGGAAAUAAACCAACUCAAAAACUUUCAAAAUCAUCAGGAAACGCAUCUCGCCCUCAGGCCUCUCAAGUAAUGUUGGAAACUGAACCAAUUUGCAAUUCUGCAACUGAUGUGAACUCAGAACAAGAGCCAGAAUCAUUGUGCCAUCUUCAAGUGCCAACUGAUAUACAAGAGACAGCAGCUACCACUGAAACAGUUGACACCGCUUCAGAGAGGUUGGCAGAAGAUGUAGCAGAACCAUCUGAAAUAAACGCACCAAAUACAGCUUCCUCUUCCAGGGCACCAUUAACCAGGCCGGGACGUAAACCGCGAGGAUUUUUAUCUUUUAUAUCUAAGAAGUCCAGUGAAAGUGAAACAAAACCCAAAAGGACUAAAUUUCAGAAGCCUCGUAUGAAUGUUCCACGUAUUGCUGGAAAGAGAUCAGCACCAUCGCCUGAAGAUACUGCAGAAACAGAAGCGAGUCUUUCUCUUACUGCAAAGAGGAAAUCACUUGAGAGCCAAAGUGCAAGCCUUCCUGACACCAGUGGUGCACCUUCUGAAGUAGCACAUCAUUCCUCGGUGCAGUGUUGGCAGUCAGAGUCGUACAAAGAAGAGGCCUUCUGUGCAGGUCAGCAGGAUACUGAAGAGGCACCAACCAGGGUUGCAGAAUAUUUUUUUAGCGAUAUCUUCACCGAGGUAGAGGACCUAGAGUGAAGAAAGAAGAUUACUGUGAAAGGAGUAUAUUUUAUUGGUGCUGUUACAUCACGGAACAAAGUGAUUAAGACAUGAACUAAUCACAAUGCUGAGAAAGAUGUGAUACGUGGACACGUACAGGCCAUGACUUUUGCUUUCUUUUGCACUGAUACCCUGUAAAAUAUUUGUCCUCCUUAGUAAUAUCAAUGUGUAAAAAACAUUUGCUGCAACCCCGUUCCAAUAUUCUUGGUAGGAAAUAUCAAGAUUUUUUAACAGAAUGAUUUAUUACAAUGUGAUAUUUUUCUUAGUAACUGUACAUUCUUCAAAACUGUGUUCUAUUGUUCUCCGUAUAUCUUCCAAUUAAUUGGUUAGAUAACCCUGGGCAAUACAUAAAUGUUUCAUCCACGCAAUUCAGCUGCUGUGUAAAAUAUGGAAAAAAAUCUUUGAUCCCAUUCAAUCUAAAUGACUAAUUUUGUUAUAAAAUCAAAAAUAUGCAGAAGUGGAAACCAUAAUUGUCUUGCUGUUAUACCAAGGGACAUAUCUAUCUAUUCUGAUCCAUACUUCAGGAUUAUUUUCUGAAGUGCUACAGAUCUGUAUAGUUAGAAAAAUAUGAAUUUGAACAAGACAUAUGUAUAAAAUUACAAUGUUUAGUGUAUUGCACUUUAACAUCUAAAGUAAUCAGGAUUAUUUCUGGAAUAUGGAACUUAGAGUUAUAAAUAUUAAGGGAAUUAUGAUCUACUUGGACAAUUUGCCUUUCGGAGAUUGCCUUUGAAUGGGAUAUUUUUGGUGACAAUUAAUUACAAAUUCAUCAUAUUGAAACAAAAUAGUGGAAAUUCAGCCAAAAAAAUACAACCUGAAAGGAAACAAAUUGCAAAAGAUAGUCCUGCUGAUUGCAAAAAGUGAAUAAUUUGUAGUGAUGGGAUUGGUUUCCAUGGUGGCAGAUGGUAGUGUACUAUGUUUCAGUUUUUAAAGCAGAAGAAUGAGGCUUGGGCCAGGUCACUGGUCAGAAAUAUACAAAAGCAGGUGCCAAUGUAUUGCAUUAUCUGAAUCCAAAGAUUGAGGAUUUGUUUUAGAUAUUAGCCAUCAUUUUAAUAGCCAUAGGACAAGCUGACUGUGAUUUUUGUCAGAAAAUUUCCCUCAAUCUUGAACUUACAAUAUUCCCAUCACUCACAAAUUUAUACAGCAUUGCUAUAAUGAUAAGGAUUACAUCCAGACAGGUGAAAAUAAGGGUCUUAAUACAUUAACUUCACUGCUCUGUCCCUCUGUCACUCAUUGAAGAUCGAAGAACAUGACAGUGACAUUUCAUAACUUUAACUUGGUCGUUUAAUUAUGGCUAGAGAUUGCCAUUAUAGUUUUUUUGGGCACUGUUAACAAGGAUUUAAACUGACAAAAAGAAGCAAACAUGAACAAACACCAAGUGCUGACCCAUUUAACUGGAUUUUAAUGUAUUGGAUAAUUGAGUGAACUCAUAUUUAUUUGUUCUACAUGUCAAGAAUGAAAUGCCCAUGAAUUUUCUUUUUGAAAUUAUCUGCACUUCUGGUUGAGUUUUUUUUAGUAUAUUUGUACAUGAAAUGUUUAUUUUUAAGUUUUAAACUACAAAUGAAAACUUUUGGUUGAACUAAUUUUUUUCAGAUCCAUUUUAAAAUUUACCUUUUUUAAAAAGCUCCAUUUUCCAUGUUAAAGUAUGCUGUCAAUAUGCUGUAUUUUUUUCUUCAGUGCAGUGUUCAUUGAUCACAAGUGCAAAUCAUUUCUCACUUUUUGUGUAUGAACGGUUAUGUAAAAUAAUCCUAUUUUUCUUUAAAAAUGAGCGCACAAUUUUGUUUUGAGGUAAUAAUGAGCCUGUUACACUGGUAACUGACCCAGCUAUUGUGGAAAUCUUACUUGUGCUGCAAUCGUUGCUUGGACUAAUCUGAAAUAGCAUUACAGUAGGAACUCUUGCCUUCCGAAAGGGUGUGUGUGUGUGGACAGAAACCUCUCAGGGAGCCAAACAUCAUCUUUUGAAGCUAUGGGUUCCAGGCUUAGUUUAAAUAAAACUGGUGUAGUAUAUUUUGCUGGUACUCAAUCAAGAUCCUGGCUGGAAUGGAAGAGAAAUAAUAUUUCAGCCUUGAUCAUCAUCGUCCAUCAUUUUUGUUCUCUUUCAAGCCAUUCUGGAAAAGCCUAAGUGUCAGAAGCUCAAUUAAAGGUCUACGCAAAACUUUUUCAAUUGACCCCAAUAUUUGGAAAUGCUGGCUGUUUGAGGAGGAGUCAAUUAUGGAAAUAUUCACAAAUGCGUGAAGUGCCAUUGGACAGAAAGUGCUGUUUUCAACAUUGCUUGUCUCUUGAGUCAGCAGCUGGGUCAGUCACACAUGCAUAAAUGUAAUUUAUUGUCACCUUACUCUUCAGUUGGUUGCAGAUUUUUAUGUACAGUAGUUAUUAACUGAAUGACUUGACUCAGUUGUCAAUUCAGUAUCUUCCUGGUUUGGAAGGAAUAUUACAGUAUUACACUCUGAAUAGAUGGAUUCAUCUGUUGUAAAUUUUGUAAAUAAAUAAAUCUUAUACGAUUUAUGUGUUCA
Molecule: messenger RNA, 9169 nt
Organism: Callorhinchus milii (elephant shark)
Lineage: Eukaryota; Metazoa; Chordata; Chondrichthyes; Chimaeriformes; Callorhinchidae
Product: transcription factor TFIIIB component B'' homolog
Exons: 31
Coding region: 183-6638 (2151 amino acids)
Biological process (GO): RNA polymerase III preinitiation complex assembly
Cellular component (GO): transcription factor TFIIIB complex
Molecular function (GO): TFIIIC-class transcription factor complex binding
Source: RefSeq, a predicted model, not a curated record